GCGACGAGCGUCUACAAUACGCCCUACACUGCCUUCCUGGGCAUCCCUUACGCGGAGCCACCCACUGGAGAGCUGCGGUUCCAGGCUCCACGGCCAGCAGCGGCCUGGGAGGGCGUCUUGAACGCCACGCAGUACGGCAGCGACUGCGUACAGAGUACGGGCACCGGGUAUGAGGACUGUCUCUACCUUAACGUGUACGUGCCGGGCACGCCGGCGGAGGCAGCGGCGCUACCUGUGCUCUUCUGGAUCCACGGCGGCGAGUUCGGAUCUGGCAGCGGGUCAGACCAGCAGUACGGACCACACUUCAUAGUCUCCUACGGCGUCAUUCUCGUCACCACCAAUUACCGCCUCGGGCCGCUCGGUUUUCUCAGUACGGGAGAUGAGGUCGUCCCUGGCAACGCUGGCCUCAAGGAUCAGCAACUGGCGCUUACCUGGGUGCAGCGCAACAUCGCCAACUUCGGAGGAGACCCCGACCUGGUGACGCCUUUCGGACAGAGCGCGGGGGGCAUGGCCGUGUCCUUCCACCUGGUCUCACCUUUAUCUGCAGGCGUAAAACAUUCCGGUGAGCUGCCGUUCCUCUUCCUCAGGGAGGAUACUGAGUACAACUUUGAUCCCGUGUCAGAGGAGGAACAAGUGCGUCGAAGGGUACUUCGAUAUUGGACCAAUUUCGCUAAGUAUGGGAAUCCCACUCCAGCGCCAGACCCUAUGAUCUGGGAGCCGUACGACAACUCGACUCGCAGAUACAUGCUGAUGCAAGCCAACUUCACACUUGCAUACGACAAGGACGCACAGCGCAUGGGCUUCUGGAACGAGAACAUCGUGCUGCUGCCAUACACCGAUGACUUAAGAGGACAGAAGAUCGAGGUUUGAGCAGUGUCUGUUUUAACAAGAACAAAACUUCACUGGUGAAACAAAGUUAAAAACUAAGAGUAUUGUGUAAUCGUCACCAGGUGCAUGACUUUUCACUUGCUGCAGAAGAUAGACGUAACAGUGAUGUCUUGUGUCCAAUUUUGCACCAACACAAUUACAUGGCUAAGCGUACCCAGGACGCUGCUCAUGAGUUCAUUCUCUCAGUUUGAAACCUUAAUAGUCGCUUUAGAAACAUUGAGCUUAAAGUGUCUCCAAAGUUUUAUGCUAGGAUUAUAUUCACGAGGAAACGUCGUUUUUCAUUUUUGUUCUGCGUGGUUUUUUUAAGGAGUUUCCGUCAUGUUACUGUUAAUUCUAAGUUGCACUGUUAAUUGUUCAUUGUGCGACAACUUGUCUAUAAGAGCAGAAAUAUGUUUUUUUCGAAGAUGGCACAUCACAGACAGGUCAGACAAAUCUUAGCAUA
Messenger RNA from Schistocerca gregaria, 1330 nucleotides. RefSeq names its product acetylcholinesterase-like. The annotation marks the transcript as partial. NCBI's taxonomy places the organism in Eukaryota, Metazoa, Arthropoda, Insecta, Orthoptera, Acrididae. The record is from RefSeq and is a predicted model, not a curated record. The transcript has 5 exons.